UAAUGGAUUAAGACAAAGAUCUUCUCACUUAAUCAUUAAUUUUUAAUAUUGCCAAUAAUAAAUAAAAAGAGCAAGAAAUCUUUUCCUUCGUAAUUGAUGGAAAAUUGACUUCAUUAGAGAAUUGGAUGCAUUAAUUCAAUAAUGUCGAGGAAAUAAUAAAUUCAAAAGAUUCAGAAGGUAAAACACCAUUAUUUUAUGCAUGGUAUUUAAUUAUUAUAUAUAGUUAUUAUAACUUCAAAAAUAUAGUCAUGUAUUUACUUGUGAAAGGAGCAGAUCCAUUUCUAACAUCUAAAUCAGGGUUUAAUGUAUUUCAUGUUUGUGCUUAAAGAGGUCAUUUUGAAUGUCUUUAAAUACUCUUUUAAAUGUUUAGACAUAGAUAAAAUAUAUUGAAAUGGGAAGAAUUAAAAAUAACAAUGAAAAAGUAUUAAUUUAAAAAAUCUGACUCAUAAAAAGGAUAAUUAAUUAAUGCAGAUAAACAUUUAAAAUAAGUUCAAUAAAGAUUCUAAUAAUUUUAAACAAUUGUUAGUGAAUAAUAUUAAUAAUUUUUAGAUUAAAAUCUAUAAUAUUUUAAUAGAGUGAAUGCUACUAUUGAUUAAUUUUAAAGAAAUCCAAUACAUUAUGGCAGUUUAUCUAAAUAUACUAAAUGUUUUUAAUGUAUUAAAUAAUUGGCAUAAUUUGAUUUUGAAUCUUAAGGAUGGGAUUUAUUUUAUGAUAUAUUUAUGGAAAUAUAAUUAUUAGUGUAAACUUCAGAUAAUAAGAUUGAUCCAAGAUAAUAUAAAAAUUAUCGUGAAAUGAUAUGUAAUUUCUUAAAUUAAUAACUUCUUUAAUAAAAACAAACUAAUUUUAUGUCUAAUAUUAAGAAACUAUAAAAAGAAAUUGUUAAUUAAUAAGAUAGAGAUGGAUAUGUAAUAUUAAUUAUAAUUUAAGACACCUAUGCAUUUAGCCUCUUUUGCAGGGGAUUUUGCAGCUAUUCAAUUUAUGUUAUAAUUGGGAGCAGAUCCAAAAAUCAAAUGCAAACGAAAAAUUAGAACUCCUUUGGAAUAUGCAUCAAAUGAUUCUGUAAGAAAAUAUUUAAUGGAUCUCAAUAAUGCAGUAAAAGAAGGAGAUGAUAAGAGUUUUACAUUAUUAGUAAAUUGUGGAUAAAGAGUUAAUGGAAAAUCAACAAUUUAUGGAAUAACUCCUGUUCAUAAGGCUAUUGAAUAAACUCAUAAAUCAUCUAAUAAAACUAUGUUAAACAAAGUUUUAGAAAUGGAUGCUGAUGUAAAUGUUAUAGACACAAAUGGAUGGACUCCAUUACAUCAUGCUGCUUUUUAUGGGGAAUUAUGGGCCAUAAGUACUUUAAUAGAAAGAGGAGCUUAUCAAUAAAUAUCAUCUAAUAAAGGAUACUAUCCAAUACAUGUAGCAGCUCUAAAUAAUUAAGCUAUGGCUGUUUAAUUAUUAAUAGAGAAAGGAGUGGCUAAUUAAGAAAGUUUUAUCGAUUUUUAGGAUAAUCAAAAUUGCACUCCUAUGCAUUUAGCAGCCAAAAAAGGUCAUGAUUAAGUUGUCAAAGUGUUAUUUGAAUCAGGAGCAAAUAUAUAUUCAGUUGAUAAAAGAGAUUGGACUCCUUUGCAUUAUGCAUCAUUUUAUUAAAAUAGAAAUGUUGUUCAUUUAUUAAGUAGGUAUGAUGCUGACGAAGAUCGAUAUUGUGCAAUGAGAACAAGUAAAGGAUAAACAGCUGAUUAGAUGACUACUGAUUCUGAAGUCAAGUUUGCAUUUAAGAGUUUUAUUUAAUUUUAAAUUUAGCAUUAUGGAGUGCUGCUAGAGAUGGAGACUUAGAUACAGUUAGAAAGUUAGUGACAUUAAAUCAUCCAAUAAAUGAAUAAAGUUAUGGAAAUAAAUUUACACCUUUGAUAUUAGCUACAAGAGGGAGUCAUUUUCUUAUUGUAAAGUAUUUAUUAUCAGAAAAUGCCGAUAAAACACUCAAAGAUAAAUGUAUUAUAAUAUUUUAAUAUAGAUGGCAAUAGCGCUUUGGAUUAUGCAGAAAAAUAGGCUAAUUAAAAGAUAAAAGAAUUAUUAUAAUAAUAAUAAUGA
Messenger RNA from Paramecium pentaurelia, 2070 nucleotides. NCBI's taxonomy places the organism in Eukaryota, Ciliophora, Oligohymenophorea, Peniculida, Parameciidae. The record is from the annotation of a GenBank genome assembly.